UUCUUUUCUUUUCUUUUCCUCUAGUUCCAAACAGAGCCUAAGUGAAAAUUCCCCUCCGUCGUGUUCUUCUCCGUCUCUCCUAAUUUCUGCUCUCGUUUUCUGUUCUUCUCUUUCAAUGGCCGGGAAGUGGUUACCUGCGGCCGAACUCACGGGGAGCGGCCGGCCGGUGCUCCAGCAAGGUGAGGUGGAAUGCUCCCUCCUCUCCUCCGUCGACGUCGAGUGCGAAGACAACCCUACUAGUUUCCCUCUCCUCAAAUCCGGACUCCUCAUCGUCACCACCCACCGCCUUCUCUGGAUCCCCUCCGACGGCGCAACCGCAUGCGCCAUCCCUCUCGCCGCCGUCUCCCACGUCUUCUCCUCCUCUUCCUCCUCUUCUAAUCAUAAGAAGAAGUCGGUGAUCAAGACCAUGUUCUCCAGCCCUAGGGUUCGGUUCCAGGUCUCAGUUGCAUCCGAAGGAAGAGUGGACGAGAGAGGAACGGGGUCUAUGGUGAUCACGCUUGUCUUGAGGGGUAAGAACUCCGACCCUGAUUCGCUUUUGGGGAAACUUUUGGAGGCGUGGAGGGGGAGAGCUUGGGAGAGUACUUCUGGUGGGUCAGGUUCAGGAAAAUUUGAUGGUGGGUCGAGUUCUGGAGGAGGAGGAUUGAGAAUGCCAGUUGUUGGAGUUUCCGGGAUACUGAGGAAGGAACAAGAGAUGUGGGAGAGCACUGAUAAAAGCUUGCAAGAUGCUUUUCAGGACUUGAAUGCUCUCAUGAGCAAGGCCAAAGAGAUGGUUAUGCUUGCAGAAACGAUGAGGCUAAAACUUUUAUCAGGUUCAAAUAAUCAAGCCAGUGUAGCAAAUGAUGAGGACGAGAUGGUUUCCAAAGAAGAGAUGCAAGAUUGGUUACUGAGUGUUGGUAUUGCAUCCCCAGUCACAAAAGAGUCUGCUGGUGCUUUAUAUCACCAGCAGUUGUCGCGUCAGUUGGCAGAUUUUGUCAAAAUCUCAUUGGAGAGAUCUGGAGGAAUGAUCAAUCUAAUAGAUAUUUAUUGUGUCUUCAAUCGUGCACGUGGUACAGAACUGAUCUCACCUGAGGAUUUAUUGCAAGCGUGUUCUCUUUGGAAGAAUGCUGAUGUUCCAGUAAUGCUCCGGAAGUUUGAUAGUGGUGUCAUGGUCAUCCAAAACAAGUCAUACAAUGACGAGAAGGUUUUGUCGGGAAUCAAGUCACUUGCAUUGAAGCCUGAAGCCCUCCAAACUGGGAUCAGUGCUAGUGAUGCUGCUAUUAUGCUGGGGAUUGCUCCAGCUAUGGCUAAGGAGCAUCUGCUAACUGCUGAGAGCAAGGGUCUCCUGUGCAGAGAUGUAAGCCCUGAUGGCUUUCGGUUUUAUGUCAAUCUGUUUCAAGACAUCAAUCUAGAUGACGUAUACCUAGUCAAGGAUCACAGUGCUUAUGGAUUAUGGGUCAGUACUGCGUGCUUCUAGGUUAACGUCAGGCGCUUGAGGUCUCGGCCUUCAAACCGAGAACUUGGCAGUCGCGAAGGAUUUGAGAAGAAGUUUGCCAUUCAAAGUGUUGGUGGUGUAGUCCUUCACAUGUAGUUGCAUGGAUUUGGAGAUAAUGGUGGAUUAGGCAAGCAAAAGGGGGCUGGAGGUUAUACGUGUAUUUAUGCUUUUGUAUCUUGUAGCGUAGAGAAGACUCAUGGAAUCAAAAUAAGGGAAAGAAGCAGAAAGUAAUUUUUUUUAAUCAGAUUCUUAUUUCCCCGAGGUUUUUGUUAAAUGUAACCAGAUAAAGAAUCAUUUGUCUCGACUUCAA
Molecule: messenger RNA, 1781 nt
Organism: Rhododendron vialii
Lineage: Eukaryota; Viridiplantae; Streptophyta; Magnoliopsida; Ericales; Ericaceae
Product: vacuolar protein sorting-associated protein 36
Exons: 10
Coding region: 116-1453 (445 amino acids)
Biological process (GO): protein transport to vacuole involved in ubiquitin-dependent protein catabolic process via the multivesicular body sorting pathway
Cellular component (GO): ESCRT II complex; late endosome membrane
Molecular function (GO): ubiquitin binding; phosphatidylinositol-3-phosphate binding
Source: RefSeq, a predicted model, not a curated record